Messenger RNA from Polychytrium aggregatum, 1495 nucleotides. RefSeq names its product concanavalin A-like lectin/glucanase domain-containing protein. The record is from RefSeq and is a predicted model, not a curated record. The transcript is spliced from 5 exons. NCBI's taxonomy places the organism in Eukaryota, Fungi, Chytridiomycota, Chytridiomycetes, Polychytriales. Gene Ontology annotation, molecular function: hydrolase activity, hydrolyzing O-glycosyl compounds. The coding region runs from base 58 to 1230 and encodes 390 amino acids. Gene Ontology annotation, biological process: carbohydrate metabolic process.
CGCAUCCGAACCGAGCCGAGCCGAGUCUGCCCCCUCCCUGCUUUCCCCCUCAGCACCAUGAAGCUAACUUGGGCAUCUGCGCUCGGCGCCCUGGUCUCGCUCGAGGCCGUGCUGUCUGCCGGCAUUCCAUCCGAGGUCGGCAACUGUCUGACCAAGCGCCAUUAUUUCAACGAAACCAACCGCAUUGCUGCCCCUGCCUCCAGCGGCCAGGACCGCCACAGCGUCCCGAUCUAUCUCGACUACACCAAGUACGACUGGACCAUCGACUAUGCCAAAGAGCACGUCACCUUCGGCGCCAAUGGCGGCGUCAUGCUGAGUCUCAUGCCUCCGGAUAAGUCCAAGGGUAUCUUGCAAGGAGCCGGCUCAAAGCUCUCGAGCACACGAUACAUGCGAUAUGGCAAGGUCACGGCCAGACUCAAGUCCAUUUCGACAACCCCUGGUGUCGUUACCACAUUCAUCACCAUGUCCGAUAUCGGCGAUGAGCUCGAUUUUGAAAUUCUGGGACUCCGACCCACCGCCCCGGAGACCAACGUCUUCUACCAUCAGUUCGAGCAUCUGCCGCCCUGGAAUCUACCCCUGGUCAACCAGCCCAGUGGCGUCCGCAGUGUGCCCAUCUCGAUCAGCGGAGAUGGCGGCGAUUACCACAUCUAUAGCAUUGAGAUCAAGGACACGGAGAUUGACUUCUAUGUCGACCAGCAACUGCGCCGCUCGUAUGCGAAGAAGGACCAGGCCGAUCCCACGGCCCCGGGUGGAUUCUGGUUCCCGGACACCCCGGCCCUGGUCCAGGUCUCGGUCUGGGAUGCCACCCAGGUCAGCCAGGGCGUUGCCGAGUGGGCCGGCAGCUCGAUCAACUGGGGAAUUGCCGAUCCCCAGCACGGCUUCUACGCAAUCUAUGAAUACAUUGACAUCCAGUGCUAUGACGACAAGAUGCAGCCCGUGGCCAAGUGGCCGCUCGACACACUCGACAAUGAUCCCCAGGGCGGACUUGGCGUCGACGUCCCCAUGGAUUCGGAUGGGCAGGUGCAGGGCGUGCCCAGCAACAUCGGAGUGGCCAACGCCAACAUGACGGGCGACACCACGGUCAAGAAGUCCUUGGAUUCGCCGUUCAAGGAUCCGUCCAGGAUCAACCGCGUGGCCUCGCCGGCUGGCCUUUCCAUGACGUCGGUCUACGGGCCGCUGCUCGCGGUUGUCGCCGCGGCCGUCAGCAGCAUUUUGCUCCAGCGGAUCUGAUCGGGCUUUGGGCAACUCGCCCGAGCGUCUCGCUUGGUCUCUGUAGCUGAAGCUGCAGCCGUAGCCGCAACCAGAGACACCGCAGCAACUCACAUUCAAAGUCUCUCUGUCAAAGCACCACCCGCCAUAUCCCAUCGUCCAGGGUCCCAUCAUCCGUGAUCGUGUCCACCACGGCCCCCCCCCAAUCCCUCGUGGUCUCGGCUGCCAUGGUUUAAUCUUCCAUGAUUCCGUCUGCCAUGGCCAUGCGCCAUCCUUCUAUAUCCUC